AUGGAUUCAGACGACUCCAUGAAUCCAUAUCGUCCGACCCCAAGCUUCUUCAAUCUGUUAACCAGUCAACUUGAAACCCAAAACCUCGAAUACACUCAUUGUGAGAGUCCAUGUUCGGAGGCUCCAUCUGAACCUGCAUCUCCUCUAGAAAACCGGAAGUCAAGGAAUGCAUGGUUACCUUCUGAUGAUGUCAUGCUUAGGAUUGAGGAUUACUAUGCGGAAUGUCCGAAUGCUGAAGGUCGGCCAAAAAGAGAGGCUCAUCAUUGUAAACAGAGGUGGGGGAGGAUAAACGACUUGGUGUGCAAGUUUGUUGGUUGUUUCGAAGCUGCAACAAGAGAGAAGUCUAGUGGACAAAACGAAGAUGAUGUGAUGAAGCUAGCACACCAAAGUUACUUCAAUGAUCAGAAUCAGAGAAUUACCUUGGAGCAUGCUUGGCGAGAGUUAAGAUAUGAUCAAAAAUGGUGUGCUAGCACAUCAUCUAAAGUUAAUGGAGUGAAAAGGGGAAGGGUGGUGGGUGAGGAUGUGUCCGCACAACCUGUGGUUGAUGUCGAAGAUGAACCACAGCCCCCUCCUCCUGGUGUUAAGGCUGCAAAGGCUGCAAAGAGGAAGGCUAAACCGGCUGUGGAGGAGGAUGGAAAAGCUUUCUUGGAGUUUCAGCUGGAACGUGUUACGCGGAUGUAUGAGAUGAAGCAAGAGGAUUUCGCUAUGAAGGAGAAGGAGUUUGCUAUGAAAAAGGAACAUAGCUUACAUGUGAUGCUUGAAGCUCUCAUUGCUAAAAAGGAUUCAAUUACUAAAACUGAAAAAGCCCUUAAGGAAAAACUAAUUAAUGAUUUGAUGUCAUCGGGUUGA
This is a messenger RNA of Camelina sativa (false flax), 849 nucleotides long. NCBI's taxonomy places the organism in Eukaryota, Viridiplantae, Streptophyta, Magnoliopsida, Brassicales, Brassicaceae. The record is from RefSeq and is a predicted model, not a curated record.